AAUUUUAUUGGACAAUGAAUUAUACAUUGUCCACUGGUUAUGUUGUAAUCUAGUUUUAUCAUUACGUUAUAAAGUGAACUCCAAUUUUAUCAGUGCGAUAUUUUCAGUGCGGUUAAUGUUAAACUGCGCUUUACGAAUUGUUAAUAGACUUCUCAAGUACUAAACACGGUAAUCUCACCAAAGUUUCAAGCAGCUGACUUUUAGAAAAUGUAGGAAGUGCUUUAGAUAUUGAGGUUUGUUGUUGUUGAAUUUGUUCACUGUUUCACAAGUUUCAGACUUAAACUGGUCUUGGAAUUUGAAUUUAGGUAAUCGAAUGCAAAGGCAAUAAGAGAUGAAAACUCACAAAGAAGUAUUGGAUAUUGUUAAAACUGGUAUUCAUGAAUUUAUUGAAAUAGCUGUGAAGCAGCAACAUGAGCAGUUGUUAGCUAGACUUCCUGACAGCACCAGUUCAGGGUUUACCAGGCUCGAACCAUGCUUCGAAUGCAACAGAGAUAAUCUAAAACCAAGACAUUCCGAAAAUGCAUGUCCGUCACUAAAUUAUUGUUUUUGCAAAAAUAAACGGAAAGAGAAAAGAGCUUGUCCAAACAGAACAUGUGAUUAUAUAUACGAGGGCAUUAUAGAGGAUCAUGUGAAGUAUUCACCAAAUCUAAAAACUACAGAUAUUAGCCAAUGGACUCAAAACUACUGGGAUAUUGCUAAAUGUUAUAUGGAGCACAGUUCCCAGUCGGCGGAAAGCACAGAUAUACUGGACCUUCUCCAUCUUAUUUCAAAUAACAGAUUUGUAAUACAGAAACUGCUUUCAAAUGAAACAGUAGAAUCAGCGAAAACUCAGAAAGAACGGUUAUCCGAAGUCCGAAAUAUCUUAGACAAGGCCAUCAAAAUAUGUCGAAGACUCAAACGAACGGCAGGGAAAUGUUCAUCGGACGAUUUGAAAAACAUCUGCACCAUUCUUUCAAAAAUAGGCGACCAAAAUUCUUCAAAGGCAGUGCAAAAUCUACAUACGAUAGCGCUGGACAUUGACAUUGAGCGGAAGGAGAGUCUUUCAACGUCAGAGAUGAGAGAUGCUGUUGAUAAACACUUCAAAAGCGCUGAAAAUGCACUAAGCUGCAGACAAACGGAUGCCACCGAAGACGCCUUGAAAUUGACAUCUCUGCAACUGUUGUUUAAACAAAAACUACUUGUCGCAGAAACGGUUCAAUCUUUUGAAGAUGGGCAGUUUGUUGAAAGCAGUAUUGUCGAUAUACUUUUCGGUAGUACAAAACACCAAACCAUAUUUGUAAGUACAGAAAAUGAAGACCAGAGAUCAACCCAUUGGAGUGAAAAAGAAUGGUUUAUUUACAACGUUCUUAAAUAUCAUUUCAAUGCAAAAAGCGAACAAGAGAAAGAUCCAGAUUUGUAUGCGAAUUUGAAAGAAGGAUGUGGAUACUCUGACAUUAUUGUUGUUUCCAAGUCAGUGUCAGACAGGAUGGCUGUGCCAUACAAAACAUUUUGUGAAGGCGUACUAAACGAUAUACUCCCAUCACACAAAAAUUGUCUAGUUAUUUUAGACUUCUGCGACGCAGAAGUCAAAGGAGUAUUUAAAUGUGCAAAAAAAGCGCUUCAAAGACACACUGUUGUUAAACUGAUUCAAAGUAGGGACAUUCACAGUCUGAAAAGCAAAAGACAAUUAAGUACGACAUACGUGAAGGCCGAACCAGUACAUGAACUCACUAUAAGAAAUGUAUGUGAAGAUUCGAAACUUGGAAAAGAAACUGCAGGUAUAAUACAGCAAAUUCUGUUCAAAACCAUGAGGAAAAUAGGAGACAAAAAUAUUUCUUCACUUACGUUUGAAAACAUUCGUUUUGACGACAUUUCAACAAAAGUCAAGCUCUCCAGCAUUUCCCAACUAACAUCUCUAAAAUUGAUAGGAUGCGCCUUUACACCAGUGAACUGCAAAUACCUAAAAUCGAUAGAUAUAAUUUCCGAUGAGGCAACAAUAUCUUACUUUUUAGAUCAGGUGAAAUUGAUCCUAUAUCCAGCGAUACAAACAUGUCUUGGCCUGCAGAACAUAACAACAUCAGAAAUAAAACUUGGUGACAAAUCGUUUUGCAUUAAGUUGAGUACAACGGCAUUAGAAAGUGGUGCUGAAACGUACUUUGGAGUAACAUUGAGGAGUUGUAGUAGAGAAAAUGUUUUGGAACUGCUUGAUAUUGAAACGGCGAAAAUACUAAUGGCAGCAGGCUGUGAUAUUGGCGACUUCGAACUGGCUAAAGGAAGAGAAAAAACAAUUAUUCUUAACAGUAUUAAAUUUGGUCUGCUUGAGUCGGACCCGAAUUUUGUACAUGUGUACCCGGCAGAAUGCCAUCUUAAAACCAGAAAGUCAACAAAUAUUGUCUUUGUAUGUUUCAUGAAAGAAAACUUUGACAUCGGCAACGAAUGUGCGUUUAGGCAAUUCCGUGGCUUCGACACUUUCCUGAGGAGUUACAACAGAGUAUCCUCAGAAUCAUUCCUUGCCGAAUCAGCAGCUUUAGAGGUCGGAGGCGCCAACGAAGUUAUUACGGAACAGAUAAAGAAAGAUAUUGAAGAGACGGUAGCUUUAAAUUCCAUGGCGCUUAUGAACAAGCAUAGUAAUUUAGAGGUUGUUGGUGUUAGUCUGGGAAAAGCUAGGGAUAAUACGCUCGAUUUAUGUGAUGGUCCAUACAUAGUUUUAUAUGUACGACUUAGAGGAUUUGUUCCGCAUGGUGAAAAUCUGUUUCCUACGAAAUUAACACAUCCUCUAAAUCAGACAGUGGAGUUUAAGACAGAUGUUAGAGAAGGCUAUUAUAUACCUUUAGCAGAUAAUAGAGUUGAGUAUCUUCACCCAGAAAUGAAGGUACCAAACUUAGUGAUGGGAUGCAGUAUUGGUUUUCCAAAUAACGAUUAUGCUGCAACAAUCGGACCUUUCGUUGAAAUUGAAUCGGGCAAUGAUGACGCAAAAAUGAAAGAAACAGGAUUUAUAACCGCUUGCCAUCUUUUUAACACGCCGAAGAAUGAACAAUCCGUGAUAGGUACACAAGUAGUUCAACCAUCUGAUGGUGAUGAACCGGUUGUUGACGUCUCAACUGGAAAAUUUGAAUUGGGUAUUUCCAGUGACAAAGUUUGCGGAGAAGUUGUUGCAUGUACAUAUAAUGAAGAAACUGACGCAGCACUAGUAAAAAUUACCAAACGAAGUCCACGUAAAGGCGCCUUCAUCACCUGUCAGCGUCGUGACCUUAAAGAAGCAGGAUUUUCUCGUACAAUAGAAUACAACGAUGGGUCUGUAUCAAGUUUAGAAGCAGCAUUUCGGCGGAAUGUUGUGAAAAUUGGCAAAACCACGAAACUUACUUUAGGACAGUGCUGUCUCGAAGAAACGGCGGUAAAGAUUUCCUCGGAAUCGAUAACUGCAACACACCCUUUAACACGUGAACGGAGUUCAAUAAUUAUGAAAAACCUGUUUUUCAUCGGUGGAUUUGGUAACAAAUCUUUUUCUGACGACGGUGAUUCAGGUGCUGGGGUGUUCCUUGUAGGGGAAAAUAACAGACUAUCUUGUAUAGGGAUGGUCAUUGGCAAGACAACAGACGGUUACUGUAUUGCUAUUCCAAUUCAGAAAAUACUUGACAGGUUGUCAAGAACAAGUUAUACCAACCUCGACAAUUUAAAAGUUACAAUGAAAACGUUUGAUGAUUAAAUGAGAGGUGAACAUACGUAAACGACAGAUAUUUGACUAUGCAAUGAACUGAGAUACUUGUGGUUUCAAGCUCCUAUUUAGAAAUGUAACAGGAGGCUUGAAACUAAUGUGAUUUAAUUGAUACAUCAAAUAACCAGAAGUUUUAGGGCUAAAUUAAAACUGUAAGCAAAGAUCAAUGCACGGGUCUUCAACUUAGCCAGUAUUUAUAAAACUAUACUGUUUCAGCAGAAAAAGAUAUGUGAUAAAGUGAGUCUUACAUUCGUGUCUUUUUGUACUGAAUGAAUAAAAAUUAUAAAUGUUCGGCAGUCUCGCAUUUUAUUCGAAUAGUAAAUAAGUAUAAAAAAGAUUGUCCCGUAAACUUCUCAAUGUUUUGAAUUAUUUUACAUAUUGUUAUCAUAUUAUAUACCAUAUUUUCACUAAAAGAAUAUGAUGAUAUACGGUAGUAAUUUGGAGUAAACACAAAAUGUUAUUAAAGCAAUUCAAAAAAGGAUCAAAGUUGAUACAUAAUAAAAAUAUAGGCAUGAACGUAUCUAUAUGCUGAUGUACACAAAGUAACAAUAAAAAAUCAUUUUAGAAAAGCAUGACUAAAGAAGGACAUACAAAUUGCCUAUACAUAAAAGGGAUCGUAAAUGUGAUAUGUCUGUUCACUUUUCUAAUAAUAAAGAAUAAAUAUUAUACUACA
Mercenaria mercenaria is the source of this 4367-nucleotide messenger RNA. RefSeq lists its product as uncharacterized. NCBI's taxonomy places the organism in Eukaryota, Metazoa, Mollusca, Bivalvia, Venerida, Veneridae. The transcript has 7 exons. Bases 332 to 3685 code for a protein of 1117 amino acids. The record is from RefSeq and is a predicted model, not a curated record.